AAACUAUUUUGAUCGCAAUGAUUCAUUUUAAAUAUUUUUUUUAUAUAUUUCAUUACUAGUAGUAUAUUAGUCUGAAUUUUAUAGUACUACAUAAAAUCGAUUUCAGAGACGUGUUUGCCUUUGAAUUGCGUGCCUGAGAAGAGUGGCAUUGGACCCAAAUUGGCCAUGGCUACUCAGCUAAAAUCCGACGCCCUGAUGGAGCAGAUGAAGCUCCACAUGUCCACUGACGCCGGAAAACAGCUCACCAAGAAAAUCGGCCUCGUUUAUCAGAUCAAUAUUGCUCCCAAGAAAAUUGGGUUCAAUGAGAAGUCUUUCGUGGUGGAUUUGAAGAAAGGAGAGGUUAAAGAAGGGGCGUAUGAAGAUGGGAAGCCAGAUGCAACUUUCUCGUUUACAGACGAUGAUUUCCUAAAGGUCGCGAGUGGGAAGAUGAAUCCUCAAAUUGCUUUCAUGAGGGGCGCAAUGAAGAUUAAGGGCAGUAUCAGUGCAGCACAGAAAUUUACCCCCGACAUUUUCCCCAAGCCAUCGAAGAUGUGAGCAGUUACGGCAUCCCUGUACUACAAUGUCACCAAUAUCAUUCAGAUCAUUGUGUUGUAUCUGAAAGCUCAACUAUAGGUAUCUUGGAGAUCAAACAUAUGUUUACACAUGCAAUUAUCUAUUUGUCUCGGCUCAUUUUCUUUA
Molecule: messenger RNA, 678 nt
Organism: Salvia splendens (bonfire salvia)
Lineage: Eukaryota; Viridiplantae; Streptophyta; Magnoliopsida; Lamiales; Lamiaceae
Product: sterol carrier protein 2
Exons: 5
Coding region: 166-534 (122 amino acids)
Cellular component (GO): cytosol
Source: RefSeq, a predicted model, not a curated record